Molecule: messenger RNA, 1569 nt
Organism: Saccharomyces cerevisiae S288C
Lineage: Eukaryota; Fungi; Ascomycota; Saccharomycetes; Saccharomycetales; Saccharomycetaceae
Gene: PDI1
Product: protein disulfide isomerase PDI1
Exons: 1
Coding region: 1-1569 (522 amino acids)
Biological process (GO): protein folding
Cellular component (GO): endoplasmic reticulum lumen
Molecular function (GO): protein disulfide isomerase activity; protein-disulfide reductase activity
Source: RefSeq, marked reviewed
AUGAAGUUUUCUGCUGGUGCCGUCCUGUCAUGGUCCUCCCUGCUGCUCGCCUCCUCUGUUUUCGCCCAACAAGAGGCUGUGGCCCCUGAAGACUCCGCUGUCGUUAAGUUGGCCACCGACUCCUUCAAUGAGUACAUUCAGUCGCACGACUUGGUGCUUGCGGAGUUUUUUGCUCCAUGGUGUGGCCACUGUAAGAACAUGGCUCCUGAAUACGUUAAAGCCGCCGAGACUUUAGUUGAGAAAAACAUUACCUUGGCCCAGAUCGACUGUACUGAAAACCAGGAUCUGUGUAUGGAACACAACAUUCCAGGGUUCCCAAGCUUGAAGAUUUUCAAAAACAGCGAUGUUAACAACUCGAUCGAUUACGAGGGACCUAGAACUGCCGAGGCCAUUGUCCAAUUCAUGAUCAAGCAAAGCCAACCGGCUGUCGCCGUUGUUGCUGAUCUACCAGCUUACCUUGCUAACGAGACUUUUGUCACUCCAGUUAUCGUCCAAUCCGGUAAGAUUGACGCCGACUUCAACGCCACCUUUUACUCCAUGGCCAACAAACACUUCAACGACUACGACUUUGUCUCCGCUGAAAACGCAGACGAUGAUUUCAAGCUUUCUAUUUACUUGCCCUCCGCCAUGGACGAGCCUGUAGUAUACAACGGUAAGAAAGCCGAUAUCGCUGACGCUGAUGUUUUUGAAAAAUGGUUGCAAGUGGAAGCCUUGCCCUACUUUGGUGAAAUCGACGGUUCCGUUUUCGCCCAAUACGUCGAAAGCGGUUUGCCUUUGGGUUACUUAUUCUACAAUGACGAGGAAGAAUUGGAAGAAUACAAGCCUCUCUUUACCGAGUUGGCCAAAAAGAACAGAGGUCUAAUGAACUUUGUUAGCAUCGAUGCCAGAAAAUUCGGCAGACACGCCGGCAACUUGAACAUGAAGGAACAAUUCCCUCUAUUUGCCAUCCACGACAUGACUGAAGACUUGAAGUACGGUUUGCCUCAACUCUCUGAAGAGGCGUUUGACGAAUUGAGCGACAAGAUCGUGUUGGAGUCUAAGGCUAUUGAAUCUUUGGUUAAGGACUUCUUGAAAGGUGAUGCCUCCCCAAUCGUGAAGUCCCAAGAGAUCUUCGAGAACCAAGAUUCCUCUGUCUUCCAAUUGGUCGGUAAGAACCAUGACGAAAUCGUCAACGACCCAAAGAAGGACGUUCUUGUUUUGUACUAUGCCCCAUGGUGUGGUCACUGUAAGAGAUUGGCCCCAACUUACCAAGAACUAGCUGAUACCUACGCCAACGCCACAUCCGACGUUUUGAUUGCUAAACUAGACCACACUGAAAACGAUGUCAGAGGCGUCGUAAUUGAAGGUUACCCAACAAUCGUCUUAUACCCAGGUGGUAAGAAGUCCGAAUCUGUUGUGUACCAAGGUUCAAGAUCCUUGGACUCUUUAUUCGACUUCAUCAAGGAAAACGGUCACUUCGACGUCGACGGUAAGGCCUUGUACGAAGAAGCCCAGGAAAAAGCUGCUGAGGAAGCCGAUGCUGACGCUGAAUUGGCUGACGAAGAAGAUGCCAUUCACGAUGAAUUGUAA